AAUCCAAUUGGAGAAGCGUUGGGACGUAUGCGUUGGUCCGUCGUGCUCCUCGUAUGCCAGUAGCGCUGUUUUUCCAAAUAGUCGGAGGCUUAAUAUUACUUCUUUUUUUAUUACAUUACAUAUAUUACAUAGUUAGUUCGAUCGCCGGUGAUUUGCAUUUACAACAAUUAGAAAGUGAAUUAACAGUAUUAAGACAACAACUGCAACAACAAAUCGCUACACAAGACUUAAGAAAAUUAUCUGCAACAAAUAUGCAAAGCACAGACGAUGCAAAAUUUAUAAAAAAACGUUGGAAAGGCGGUACGAUUGAACCACAUCCAACGGAAAAAGCUUUGAUAGUGAAUUAUCAAUUGGAAGCGACAGUUUUCGGCGAUCCAAAUAAAAAUCCAAUGAUAGAGGAAAAGAAGAAUUGUCAGAAAAUAAUACGCUUACGUUCGCUGAAUGCUAAGACAGAUCCAGCUUCCUUAGCUCGAGAAGUUGUGGACAAAUGUGAUCUCAUACAUAAGUCACAGCUAGCCGAUGUAGAACAAAUAAUAUUUUAUUUAAAAAAUCGCAAGGAUAAUGCAGGAAGUGACAUAGCCGAUAACAAUAGCCAUCAUCGUUCCGCAUCUCUACAUCGUACAUCGGCUAGAACAAUGCAUACAUCAACAACAACCACAACCUCCACACCGACUGCAUCUGAGGUUUCUAUCAAUAACAUUGAUGAAUAUGUGGAACUAUUGUAUGAGGAUUUGAGCGAUCGAAUACGUGGCUCAGCCAUGAUACUGCAAGUAGCAAGAAAUCCAGAUAAUUUAGAAGAACUGGAGAAAAAUGAGGCUUGUCUAAGCGCAUUAUCACGUGUGCUACGUGAGGACUGGCGCAAGAGUUUGGACCUGUCCACAAAUAUAAUAUAUAUAUUUUUUUGCUUUUCGACUUAUACAAAAUUUCAUCCUGUCAUUGUACAAUACAAGAUUGGCUCACUUUGUAUGGAUGUAGUCGAUUAUGAAUUGCGACGUUAUGAAAGCAUGCGUCACGAAUUGGAUGUUAGAAGAAAUCCUGGUAGUUCCACUCCUAUGUCAGCUAAGCAAAGCAAAGAAAAAUUAAAUCGCAGCUCUGAUGACUUUCUAGACAUAAUGAAUGAAGAAAAACCCAAAGAAAUGGAACCACCGCGCCGUCGCAUACCUGAACUAAAACAACGUCCAAAAUCUGGAAAUUGGUCAAGUUUUCAUGGUUCCAUGUCCUCCUCACUAAUUAAGAGUCAAGUACUCAAUACUAGCUAUCAUGAAGCACUUUCCGCUGGUGGCACCACACCAGACUCUGGCAUUUCCACAAAUGGUGAUAUGAAGGCUACAAGUAAUGAGGCUUUAGAUCGUAAUGAUCCUAAAGUGAAAAAAGAAGAAAUGGAUCGUCUUAACAAACAACUUAAAGUUUUUGCUAAAAAGCAAGAGCAAUUAUUGCGAGUAGCAUUUUAUUUGCUACUCAACAUGGCGGAGAAUGUAAAGCUAGAAGAGAAGAUGAGACGUAAGAAUAUUGUUAAGAUGCUCGUUAAAGCUUUAGAUCGACAGAACAUAGAUUUGCUUAUGCUAGUCACAACAUUUCUAAAAAAACUUUCCAUUGUUGGCGACAAUAAAGACGAUAUGAGUGAAUUGAAUAUAAUUUCUAAAUUGCCACGCCUAUUUCAGUCUGGACACACAGAUCUCGUACAAGUAACACUUAAGUUAGUCUUUAAUUUAUCCUUUGAUGGAACUGUGCGUAGGAAAAUGAUUGCUGCAGGUUACUUGCCAAUCUUAGUAAUGUUCGUUAAUGAUGAGAAGCAUCACGGAAUUGCUGUUAAAAUACUCUAUCACAUGAGUUUGGACGAUAAGGUCAAAGGUAUGUUUACACAUACUGAGUGCGUGCAGUUGGCCACAGAUGCGAUCAUACUCAAUCUCAAUGUAAAAGUAGAUCUCGAUUUGAUUGCGCUUUGCAUUAAUUUAUCGCUAAACAAACGGAAUGCACAAAUUAUGGUAGAUGGAAAUCGACUACAUAGUCUGAUGGAUCGUGCUUUUAAAUAUCAGGAUUCGUUAUUGAUGAAAUUGUUACGAAAUUUAUCACAACAUGAAACACUUCAACCAUUGUUCAUUGAUUAUGUUGGAGACUUAGCACGCAUAUUGACGAUUUGCGACGAAGAGGCUUUUAUUGUGGAAUGCUUGGGCAUUUUGGGCAAUCUUUCAUUAGCCGAUCUUGAUUACUCACAAAUUUUACAAAACUUUGAGCUUAUACCAUGGAUACGUAGCGCUUUAGCACCAGGUGCUAAAUUGGAUGAUCUUGUCCUCGACACAAUUGUUUACUUGGGCACAUGUGCCAAUGAUGAACUCUGUGCACUUCUGUUUUGUCGUGCUAAAGUGGUGCUUUCACUGAUUGAAUUAUUGAAGGCGAAACAAGAAGACGAUGAAAUUGUUUUACAGAUUAUUUAUGUAUUCCAACAAAUAUUACGUCAUGAGAGCACACGUGAAUACAUGAUUAAGGAGACUGAGUCACCAGCUUAUCUUAUUGAUUUGAUGCAUGAUAAGAAUGCGGAAAUACGUAAAGUUUGUGACUAUUGUUUAGAUAUUAUUGCUGUGAGUGAUAGCGAAUGGGCGAAAAGGAUUAAGCUUGAAAAAUUCCGUAACCACAAUUCACAAUGGUUGUGUAUGGUGGAAUCACUGCAGGAUCAUGACAAUGAACAAGAUUAUGCUGACAAUGAAGAAGACGAAAACGAAUUAAAUACCUAUUUGCAUUCCGAAUACUUAGACAACUGCGAUUUAUACAAUAGCACAAAUACAAAUAAGGAGAGUGAAGACAAUGACAGUAGUAUUAAUCCCGCAAGUCCAGCCAUGUCCACAUAUAGUCGUCCAGUAAGCAGCUAUAGGCGCAGUCAAGAUCUUGACGAUCUGUAUAAUAUGACAUCUAGCUCCAAGUCUCAGGCGUCCAGUCAAGGUGACAAUAAUUACAUGUUUAAAUCGAAUAAAUCACUCGAUGUCGAAGGACUACACGAAGGACUACACGAAGAGCUCUUAGUAGCUUAAUUACAUUAAAAUUAAUCGCUUAUGCGCUUAGUUCAAUUAACAGAAAAACGCUAUCAAAGAUAUAUACUAUAAGCUUUGAGUAAUUUUGUUGCCGCUUAAAGCUUUCAUGAGCAUUUUGUUUUGUAUUCUAAAAGGUUUUUUUUUUA
This is a messenger RNA of Teleopsis dalmanni, 3172 nucleotides long. Its product is annotated as kinesin-associated protein 3-like. Gene Ontology annotation, biological process: cilium organization; microtubule-based movement. The coding region runs from base 54 to 3026 and encodes 990 amino acids. The transcript is spliced from 10 exons. Gene Ontology annotation, cellular component: kinesin II complex; axoneme; ciliary transition zone. Gene Ontology annotation, molecular function: kinesin binding. NCBI's taxonomy places the organism in Eukaryota, Metazoa, Arthropoda, Insecta, Diptera, Diopsidae. The record is from RefSeq and is a predicted model, not a curated record.